This is a messenger RNA of Lasiosphaeria miniovina, 477 nucleotides long. RefSeq lists its product as uncharacterized. Lineage: Eukaryota; Fungi; Ascomycota; Sordariomycetes; Sordariales; Lasiosphaeriaceae. The record is from RefSeq and is a predicted model, not a curated record. Bases 1 to 477 code for a protein of 158 amino acids. The transcript is spliced from 3 exons.
AUGCCCGUCACUCCGCUCCUCGCCUCUGCGUCGGGGAUCACGUCUGAUAAGACAAUGAUGAUAGCUGCGAACAUCCUCGUGUUUAUGAAGCUCGACGGGCACAACAAUCCCGGCGCUGUGCGCGCCUUCUUUGCUGUACCCCAAGCAGCAGCAGCACUAGCACCGGUGGUAACAACACCACCAUCAGUAGUAGCAGUAGCAGCGCCGACAGCUGCAGCAGCAACACCGGUAGUAACACCACCACCACCAUCAGUAGUAGCAGCAACAGCGCCGACAGCUACAGCAGCAACACCGGUGACGGGCGACGAUCUGCCGCGCGCCGCCGGCGGCCCCGGCGGCGCCUGUGCGCGGUGCGUGUUCCUGCGCGAGGCGUGCCGCGAUGAGGAGGAUGAGGGGGCCAAGGGCAGGAGGAAGGUUAAGAGGGAGGGCGAGGGGGUGCUGGCUGGUGCGGGUGGAGAGGGGGGGAGAGGAGGAUGA